This is a messenger RNA of Pygocentrus nattereri (red-bellied piranha), 4196 nucleotides long. RefSeq lists its product as uncharacterized. The record is from RefSeq and is a predicted model, not a curated record. The coding region runs from base 1 to 4086 and encodes 1361 amino acids. Lineage: Eukaryota; Metazoa; Chordata; Actinopteri; Characiformes; Serrasalmidae. The transcript has 7 exons.
AUGACUUUUAAGGUAGCCCUCUCGGUUGCCAAACCUUCGAUUAAUCCCCUCGAGCGCCUCAGGCUUCGAAGGCGGUAUGGACGCUGCCGAGCCGCCACCAUAGUCACAGGUCAGUCCUUAACGGGGAGUUUGGCUCAGACCAACACGUCAACCCAACGUCCGUUGAUUACUGAACAGCUGUCAGGAUGUGGAGGUACAGGCAGCCUGGCUUUGCCCUGCACCUGCUUCAUGAACUGCAGAAACAGCAGCGAAAUGGCCUACAGUGUGACACACUGCUUCAGACUGAGGGAAGACACUCAGAUCUCACUAAAGAUUAAACUAAAGAGGAGAAGAAAAGGAUCACUAUGGGAGAUUAUAAGCGUCCAAGAGGAGAGCGGAGCUGAUGGAUCCUCUGCUUCAGGGACGGGUCAUGCCAGCCCAGGACAGACACAGAGCCACAGUAAGGAUGGUUUCACACGCACACAGCCGCCAAGGAACUGUCCUGAGGUUCUUCUGAGCCCUUCUCCCACAGUCUCUCGUCAGGAUCUUGCAACUGUAACACUCACACCUCCCUUAGACCUGACUAUGUCUCCUCCUGCCACCCCUGCUAAGAAUGCUUCAGAGCAGUCUGGUCUCCAUAACCACGAAACAGUACCUCACUCCUCCCAUAUACAAAUGCCACCUGCGUCACCAGUUAUGCUCCAAGCCGAAGAGUCUGAUGAGCAUAUUGCAAGGAUUUUGGAGGAUAUGGUUAUGAUGGGCCUAAACAUCUUGCCAUCAGUGCCGAUGGAUAGAAACAGCAGCUUGCAUCAUCAGAAUGAGAAACAUGAAUCACCUGAACCACACCUGGACCCAGAAACGGGGCAGUGUGACACUGUUGAUGCAGCUACUGCUCCCUGCUUUUGCUUGCAUGGAAAUAACCUAGGCCCUGGGGAUCCUGUUGUUGGGAAGAUGCCGCCUAUAACAGGUUCCUCUGCACAAGGAAAAGCAGGGCCUGAGAGUCCUGGUUGUGAGAGCCAAUCUAAAUUCGAAACAACAGAGCUUAAGAAUGUGGCAACAACUGCAGGUGACCCAUCGUUACUUGAUAAUACUUCUCUAUCUGCUACGUCCCAGAAAGAUGUUGAUCCAUCUUUCAUAUUGCCAUGCACUGCGUCAGAGAAAGUGCUACUGUCCAGUCUUCCUUUUGGUACUGGAGAUAUUGAGAUGCCACAUCAAAAUGUAGCCGAGUUGAAGCACGUGUUAGAUAAUCUCUUUUGGACUGCAGAUCAUUUUGUGCAGUCAGUGAAACAAACUAAAAGUGAGACCAGUGAAGGUCGUCAAUGGAAUUUACAAACUUCAGGAGCAGCCACAAGCAGUGCAGCACAAGAUGCUCCAGAUAGAGUGAGCACACCCCUACAAACUGCCAGUGACACAGCCAGUUCAGCAGCAGGAAAACAAUGUCCUGAAGCUGUAAUUUGGAGGGAUCCUAAAGUUCUUCCAGAUCAUUUACCUCAUACAACACAUAAGGUCACUGGUUCUGCUGAUGGGAUGGAUUUAAAUGAGCUGAGACUGCCCAGAUGUCUUUCACCUCUCGUGUCAGAAGAGGGAGAGACUGAUGGCUUUACCCAGGAAUGUCUAAGCCAAGUGACCGUGUCUUCAUCACUUUCUGCAUCAUCUGUCACUUUAAAACCAGCUUUGAAGUACAGGAUUUCUUCUCGCCAGGCACAAUCACUUCCAGGCAAAACUGGCCAGCAGAACCAAACAAAUGCUCAUUGUCAUGUAACGCAGAAGGCAUCUUCAUCCAGUCAUAGUUCCAAACUAGGCUCAUGCAGUUCCAGGUCAGUUAAAGAUCAUAUGGAAGACACCAGUGAGGGCAUAUUAGGACAGGUAAUGACCCAGAGUCUUGAGAAUCAGAUGUUUGGAGAGUCAAAAGACAAUGAACUGGACAGGCAGAUAGGAGAGUCAGAAGUCAAGAGAAUAUCUACAAAAAAGCACAGAGUUGAGGCUGGGAUCAGUGGGGCAAAUAUGAAAAAAUGUAAGAUGUUUCAUAGUGACUCAGAAGGAAUUGAUACACAAACAGUUAUGAUCAUGACACCUAGCAGUGGAAAUGGAGAGGCUGUUGAAGACAUCAGUACCACACAACUCGGCGAUUACCCUUGCUCUAGGAAAAUAUAUUGGCUGAGGGCUGGCAACACUGUCAACCAUGUAUCAAAGGAUCAGAAAUCCACGAUUAAGUUAACAGAAUUUCAGACAAAUGACUCUAUCAAGAGGGAGGAUCGAGAUAAAUGCACCCACGACAAGGACAAAACAGAACCUGCUAUUUCUGUGGCAAAACGUGGACGUGGAAGACCCCCUAAAAAAAGAAAUCAUCCUGCAGACUUUGUGCAAAACCUGAGCAAGGAAAAGACUUUGAACAGCUUAUCUGUAGAUACUAGGGCUUCCACUUGUGCUGGCAAAGAUGAAGUGCUUUCAAAAUGGAGCAAAACAAACAGUGGAUGUGUACAGAAUGAAGGACAUGAUCUGGUAAAGGAUAAAGAACAAGUGGUUUGUCUUGUAGCAAAACGUGGACGUGGGAGGCCCACCAAAGGAAAGAAACAGGCUUUAGUCCUUACACAAAUGGUGAGCAAUUCAAAUGAUUUUGAUGAACAAUCUACAAGUCUUACAGCUUCCACUUACGCUGAGCACCAAGAUUUGCAGAAGGCAGAAAGCAAGAUGACCAAUGGGUGUGAAGACAAUAAAGCGCAAGGGUCUGAAAUGCCAAAUGCCUCGGUAGAGUUUGAGGAAGUGAUUGCUGAUAUGAACUUGAACAAGGAAGAAGCCAAACAACCCGAUGUGAAUGCUAGACAAGCUAAAAAAACAAGUAUUGUUGAUCAGGUUUUCCACCAGACCAUUUUUAGUUUUGGAACCAGUGUCGCUGGGCAUUUCCCACCCAUUGGUCAGCAACUAAGUGCAAGUUUGUUGAAGACCGAGAAUUCUCAGAAGACUAAAAGGAAAAUGAUCACUGGUCCACCACUAACUGAGAUCAUUAAGAAGUUCAGAAAGCUCACUGACAGAGAUCACGUGAGGGGAAGAAAGUUGGUGAUUGUCGACAAUGAACGGGAAGAGAGAGAGUCAGCUGGAAAAGGUAAAAUGGAGACAAGAGUGGAAGUGAAUUAUAAAGCAGGGGAAGUUCAGGACAAAAAUGUGGAUUCAAAAAACACUAACAACGAUCGCUUGAAAAUGCCAUCUGAAGAUGGAAAUGGCUUGACUGAAAACUCAGAAACAGAAAUGGGUACGAACUCAGCAGACAAAAUAUCAGACGCUGGCAUUGCUUCCGUUCACCCUGCCUUAUCCAGUCACAAGUCUCAUUUGUAUACUGUCCCUUUGGCAAGCAACUUCGGCAGUAACUGUGAUGUGGUUUGUGACCCUCAAAGUACAUCAACCAAAAUAUCUGAAAGUAUAGAGCUGACAUUGGACAGGACUGAAGAUUUCCAUCAUAAAGCAACUGCAAACACACACAUUGUUCACCCAAAAGCUAACCAGGUUUGGAACAAUGAGAAAUUGAAAGGGAAUACAGAAAUGGUAGCAGUUCAUAUGGUGGAAAUCCCCUCAAAGAAGGACAAAUCACAAGGAGCUGAGAGAAAUGAUGUUGAGGUAGAAAUAAUGGAAGGAAGUGCUCCAGUUGGUGCAGGUCACAGAGAGCAGGCAGCUAUGUCUGCUGAAAAGACUGAUGCCGAAGAAAGUUUCGACGUGACUAAUGGAGAGUCUGGUACUUAUGAGGAGGACCCAGGGGAACUGCAGCUUCUUCUGAGUGACGUUGAAAUCAUGUCAUCAGAUGAAGCUUUAACAAAAGCAGAUUCACAAGCAGUCACAGCCACAGAAGCACUUUCUGUCCCGCUUGAAGAAAAGCCUGAGCAGACUGAUCUCAGCAGCGAGGAUCUCACAGCAGUGAUUUCAGUUGGAGUGAACGUUGAGAAUGAGGCCCAGGAUUGCGAUGAAGACGAGGAGGUAGUUGUGGAUGAUCUCUUGAGUUAUCAUGGUAUUUUGCCACAAUCUUCAUCAGUUCGAGAAACAAUCACUGUUCUAACGGAGGAGGAAGAUGAAUUGGAGGAAGAAGAAGUUGAUGUAACUGGAGAGGACACAAACUGAACGCUUCUUAAGUAGAAGGCUGAGUCUCUUCCCUUUAUACCAUAAAAUUUGAGAGUCCACGGCAAAUCUUUGAGAUUUUAUGAGUUAAUAAGUUAAUCAGUUUGUUGCAA